Molecule: messenger RNA, 706 nt
Organism: Ceratitis capitata (Mediterranean fruit fly)
Lineage: Eukaryota; Metazoa; Arthropoda; Insecta; Diptera; Tephritidae
Product: thioredoxin domain-containing protein 17
Exons: 4
Coding region: 196-585 (129 amino acids)
Cellular component (GO): cytosol
Molecular function (GO): protein-disulfide reductase [NAD(P)H] activity
Source: RefSeq, a predicted model, not a curated record
AGCUGUGUAACAGCUCAAUCAGCUGUUUUCAGAACACGAAAACAAAUAUGCAAAGGCAUUUAAUUACAAAUUGCCGGCUACAUUCUUACAGAACUAUAGCAUAACUAUUUUAUAUCUGUUACCCUAAUCUAAAUUAUAAAGCUGAUAACACUGGGUACUACGAGUUCCAGCAAAUUGAAGACAUCUGUAGCAGAGAUGGAUGUGGUGAAAGUGAGUGGCUAUGAGGCAUUCCGCUCAACUGUAGAAAAGUUGACAAAUGAUGGUAGUAACAACCAAAUAAAUGUGUACUUUACUGGAGAAAAGGAUGAGACCGGUAAAAGUUGGUGCCCUGACUGCAAUGAAGCCGAACCAUUUGUGCUUUCCGCCUUAAAAGAGCACGCAGAUGAAAAAUCUGUAUUUGUAGUUGUGGAUGUUGGGCCGCGUCCUUUUUGGAAAGAUAUGCAAAAUCCAUUUCGCAAGGACCCAAUAGCACCAAUAUCGGUUAUACCUUCGCUAGUGCGUUGGAAGUCCCCUGUUCGUUUGGAUGGUGAUCAAUGUGCAAGACCAUCGUUGCUGGAAAUGUUCUUCAAAGAGGAUACUGAUUAAACAAUUAAAAUUGACUUUAAUUUACAGGAAUUAACUUUUUAUUUACAGUACAAAAAAAACUAAAAUUUUAAAUAAAAUAUUUUUGAACUGUUUUCAUACAAAAAUUUAUUAACUUGAUCAA